AUGAGUGCAUCCACGCCGCACGCGAUGGAUUCGUGGAAGACGGAAGUGGCGCAGAAGCUUGCCUCUUUGGAGAGGCGGCUGGACCAGUGCAUGCAGAAGCUGGCACCCGACGCUCCUCAAGGCUUCGACGCGCGCGUGGGGCAGCUGGAGAGGAGCCUUCCCAAGCUGGAGCUGCAGCUGGGCGAGCUUCUCGGGGCGACGGCAGGUGCGAAAGAGGCGGUUUCGGCACAGGCUCGUCAACUGAGCUGCGUGGAGGAGCGGCUGGCGAGCCAACUCGAGGCAGUCCAGGCCAGUGUGCAGGUGUAUCAGAGCAAGAUGGGAGCCUUGGAGGAUGCCUUGGAGACUUCCAUGAAUACAAUCAGGGGCCUGACAAAGCAUCAGGCCCUCUUGGCCAAACUGGCUUCCGAGGCCUCUGAGGAGCCGCCUAUGUCAAGCCACCAAGCUCAGAUGCAGGAGUUGGCCCUUGAUUUGGCCAGUCGAGUCACUCACUUGGAGAGGAUGGAUCGGACACUUCGUGCGGGUGCCAUGGAGGAUGCCUCCCUUGCGGAAGACGCACAGAUGAGACUGCAGCUGCAGGAGCUGCAGGCUUCAAGCCAGAGGCUGCACAAAGAGAUGCUGGAUGUGGUGGCAAGAAUUGAGGAGCACUCAGUGCACCUGUCAUCCUGCAGGAUGGCUGCAAUGAUGCAGCAGAUGGCCGCCAUGCAGCAGAUGGGAGGUGGCAUGCAGUCACAGAUGGCGCAGACGUACCCGGGGCUUGGCCAGGGCCAGACAGCACCGAGCAACGGCUUGAACGCCAAUGCGCCAGAGUUCGACCCCAGUGCCAUGGGGAAGGUGGCUGAGGUCCAGAAGGCAGACGAGACACCGGAGGUCGGUGAGAAGCCGGUAAUCAAGGAGGUCACUGUCGGACUCUUUCUGGAGGAGAUCGCCUUCUUCAUGGAGGACAUGGAGAAGGACCUCUGGUGGCUGCUUCGAAUGGCCCAUCAACCGGAUGGCAUUGCGCCCUACAUCUGCGGGGACGAGCAGAUUCAGCAGGUCGAUGCAGCCGUGGAGGCAGCAAUCCAGAGGCUGAAGGAGCGUGCCGACAAGCAUGCCGAAGAUCAUGUAGCCCAGGCCGCGUCGUGGUUAGUCGCAGCCCAGUUGCAGCUUGUGGCCGUUGCCAGCGUGGCAUUCCAGGUGCGUGCCAAGAUAGUCAUCAUCCCCGCAGUCGACAAGGCUCGCCGCGGCGAUGCCGUGCUUUGUGCUGCGCGCACGCCGACGGCGGCCCUUGCAGAGCUGGAGAGGAUGUUUCCGCAUUCUGUCACCGUGCUCCAGAUGGACGUGACCGACGCACGCACUGUCGCGGACGCAGCAGAACGCGCUCAGGGCAUCUUGGCUUCGCCAAGCCGGCCUGGUGGGCUGGAGCUUCUGUGCCACACUGCCGGGCUGCUGCAGGACAAGUCUCGUGGGGUCAUCCCAGAGAACGGCCUGCAGCGCUUGGAUCCCGAGGCGAUCCGCUACACCUUUGCAGUGAACGUGCUGGGACCCCUGAUGGUCCUGAAGCACUUUGCGCCUCUCCUGAAGGCUUCGGAGACGGAAGGCCCCUUGGCACCCCAGGCGCCCAAGUCGACGGCGGUCUUCUACAGCGCUCGCGUGGGCUCCAUCGGCGACAAUGCCACAGGUGGAUGGUACUCGUACCGCAGCAGUAAGGCCGCCCUGAACCAGGUGGUGCGGACGGCCUCUGUAGAGCUCGCCCGACACCGUGUCUGCUGCUUCGCCUUGCACCCGGGCACCGUCGACACGGACCUGACGCGCGCCUUUGCACGGGCACGGUCGAAGUACACGGUGCAGGACGUGGACGAAGCGGCAGAGAACCACUUGGCCAUCAUUGCCUCUCGAACAAUGGAACACGCGGGCCGCUUCUUCGACUGGCGUGCUGAGGAGAUUCCGUGGUGA
This is a messenger RNA of Symbiodinium sp. CCMP2456, 1932 nucleotides long. The record is from the annotation of a GenBank genome assembly. Lineage: Eukaryota; Dinophyceae; Suessiales; Symbiodiniaceae.